AGUGACAUGAUGGAGAGAGUCAAAAUGCCCAAGCAUCAGAUUUUUCUUUAACAAACAAUCGAUUCCCGUGGCAGCCGUUAUCAUCAUUGUUAUCACGCACAUGACGCAUCGAUCAGGCGACGUAGCUGCGUCCAGCGACGACCGGUGCAGCAGCGUCUUCAGCAUCUCCGAGGCACGACGGGCCUGGGAGUCGGAGGCCGCCUCGCUGGCCAGUUGCGGCGACGAGGUGCUGACGGCGAGUCAGGUGACCACCUGCCUGCGGCGGCUGUACGCGCGGCGGCAGCGCCCGGUCCGCAUCGUACUGAUCGGUGACUCCCGCAGCCGCAUCCUCUUUGAGGAGCUGCUGAAGAAGAGGCCUCCGCUGGAAGGGUUCCAGUCCAGUCCUCGCCGUCCCUUAUUUUCUUCGGCGCGUACCUGA
Messenger RNA from Pollicipes pollicipes, 418 nucleotides. RefSeq lists its product as uncharacterized. The record is from RefSeq and is a predicted model, not a curated record. Bases 101 to 418 code for a protein of 105 amino acids. The transcript is spliced from 4 exons. NCBI's taxonomy places the organism in Eukaryota, Metazoa, Arthropoda, Thecostraca, Pollicipedomorpha, Pollicipedidae.